Messenger RNA from Triticum turgidum subsp. durum (durum wheat), 2709 nucleotides. NCBI's taxonomy places the organism in Eukaryota, Viridiplantae, Streptophyta, Magnoliopsida, Poales, Poaceae. The record is from the annotation of a GenBank genome assembly.
AUGUCAGAAAUCGUCAACAACCUCCUCGGCAAACUCGCCGACCUGCUGAGCGACGAGUGUCAGAAGCUCAAAGGGGUGGAGCGUCAUGUGCAGCACCUCGGGGAUGAGCUCAGCUCCAUGAAAGCUCUCCUGGAGGCGCUGGAUCUCAGGGAUAAACUCGACCCCUUGACCAAGGACUGGCGGGACCAUGUCAGGGACAUGGCCUACGACAUGGAAGAUUGCAUCGGCGACUUCCUGCUCAAUGUUGGAAGUGCCAAUGCCAAUGCAGGUUUUAUUGAGAAGACCACUCAACUUGUCAAGGACCUGUGGGCGCGUCAUCAGUUUACAAUCCAGAUCCAGGAGCUCAAGGAUCGUGCUAUAGAGGCGAAUCAUCGACGCAAAAGGUACAAGCUUGAUGAUAGCAGUAGCUCUAGCUCUGCCCUUGUGCCCGUCGAUCCUCGGGUGUCGGCACUCUACACAGAGGCGGCCUGCGUUGUGGGUAUUGAUGGCCCAAGGGAAGAGCUUGUCAAUUGGCUGGCGGGUAGUGAGCAAGAACUCAAGGUGGUGUCUAUUGUGGGAUUCGGCGGUCUCGGUAAAACUACACUUGCCAAACAGGUGUUUGACAAGAUUGGCGAACAAUUCGACUGCAAGGCAUUUGUGUCGGUUUCCCAAAGACCUGACAUGGCAGGGCUCUUGACUGGGCUAAAAUCGAAGCUUGGGGGAAACAACACUCGUGGCAAUCACGAUGUGCAAGACAUCAUCGGCAAGCUUCGAGAGCAACUCGCACACAAGAGGUACUUUAUUGUAGUCGAUGACGUGUGGGAUCGACCAACAUGGGAAAAAAUUAGUGGUGCUUUUCCAGAUAAUAGCAAUGGGAGUCGAAUAAUAGUAACUACACGAGUGGAAGAUGUGGCCUUCCUGGCAUGUCGUAAUCACCGGCAGCGCAUUUACAAAAUGAAGCCUCUCAACGACCAAGACUCCAAAAGGUUAUUCUUUAGUAGAGUGCUUGGGCCUGAGGAUGCCAAUCCAUCCCAUCAUGAAGAAGUUUCAACUGAAAUUUUGAAGAGGUGUGGUGGACUGCCACUCGCUAUUAUUACAAUAUCUGGCAUAGUAGCUAGUCGUCCAGGAAUAUUAAGGCAGGAUUGGGAGAGCAUAAGGAGUUACUUGGGAGUGCAAUCUGCCAUAGACGUUACCAUGGAAGGAAUGAGGCAUAUAUUAAACCUAAGCUACAUGCAUCUUCCCGUUGAUCUUCGGGCAUGUUGCUUACGUCUUGGAAUGCAUCCAGAGGACCACGAGAUCAUGAGGGAUGAUCUUCUUCGACAAUGGAUAGCUGAAGGCCUUGUGAGGAAUUUACCUGGGCAAGAUUUGGAGGAUGUUGCAAGGAGUUAUUUCAAUGAGCUUAUCAAUAGAAGCUUGAUUCAGCCUGAAAGGACAAUCGCUGGGGAUGUGGUUUCUUGCACAGUGCAUGAUAUGAUUCAUGAAGUGAUUAUCAGCAAGUGUGAAGAGGAAAAUUUCAUGAGUGUGGUAUACAAUUCUGAUGACAUGCCAAAACUGCAUAAACGCAAGCUCAAGGUCCGCCGAUUGUUCCUGAGCUCGAGUUCUGAUGAUGCAAUAGAUGGUACAAUAUCAAGGACCACUGAUACUAGUCUGUCAAAGGUUAGAUCGAUUGUAUCAUUUGGAGAGUCGUAUUUUUUAGCUAGAUAUCUCCGGGUGCUGUUCAUUGGAAACUGGAAGAUACACACAGUAGAUCUCAGUGAUAUCAACCAAUUGUUACAUCUGAGGUAUUUGAAGGUUACAGCAGAAAACAUAAAGCUUCCGUCUGAAUUGAAAGGACUAGUGCAUUUGGAGACACUGGAAAUGACUUGUCGUUCAAUCCCGUCUGAUGUAGUUCAGUUGCCCCGUUUGUCCCACCUGGCUGCUCUAUGUCACAGGCUGCCUAGUGGGAUCGGGAACUUGAAAUUAUUGCGAACUCUGAAUGGGUUUCAGUUGACAGGUUGCUCCUCGGAGGAUAUCAAUGGCCUGGGCGAGCUAACAAAUUUGCGAGAGCUCUUUCUCAGAAUAGAAGAUACAGUUGAAAUUGAUGAUGCUUUGGCCUCCUCCAUUGAAAAGCUUCGUAAACUGAGACAUCUCAGGCUUUUUCAUAACGGGAAUCUUGAAAAUGACAGUCUGUUAUCAUUAUCAAAUCCUCCCCUCCAUAUCGAGACACUUCGAAUGAAUGGAAUCGUGACCUUCAGAAUCCCAAGGUGGAUUGGUGAUCUCCAUUAUCUCCGUUACCUGGACCUGCGUGUUAGGGAGACAUCAACUGAUGACAUUCGUCUUCUUGGAGAGCUGCGCUCCCUGAUGGAAUUCAGAUUAUACUUGUUUCAUUUCGCUGCCAAUGGAGUUAUCGUAAUCAGAACAGGAUUAUUUCCAGCUCUGGAGUACUUUCAGGCAGACUUUCGAGAACAGCGUCAUGAGGUACACUCUGCAGAAGACGAUGUUAUGGCACACCUGUGCUUUGAGGUCGGGUCAAUGCCCAAGCUACAAAGGCUCGAGCUACAUUUAUCUGAGAGGCACUGGGGCGGCGCUACCCCAGUUGGCGUAGAGCACCUGUUAGCUCUCAAGCAAAUCAAGUUAGCAUUCGCCUACCGCGGCAGCAGUGAUAUUGAUGAAGUGGAUCGUCGUGCUGAGUCUGCGUUCAGGGACGCCUUGCAAGGGCACCCGAACCAUCACUCCAUUCGCAUCAAUUAG